Messenger RNA from Perca fluviatilis (European perch), 6890 nucleotides. RefSeq names its product phospholipase C, eta 2a (gene plch2a). The record is from RefSeq and is a predicted model, not a curated record. The transcript is spliced from 24 exons. Gene Ontology annotation, biological process: phosphatidylinositol-mediated signaling; lipid metabolic process. Gene Ontology annotation, molecular function: calcium ion binding; phosphatidylinositol-4,5-bisphosphate phospholipase C activity. NCBI's taxonomy places the organism in Eukaryota, Metazoa, Chordata, Actinopteri, Perciformes, Percidae. The coding region runs from base 790 to 5739 and encodes 1649 amino acids.
UGUGACAUCCAACUAACUCUUCAAUCGGCCCUGGAACAUAAAAGAAGCUACAUCUUUAUUAGGCCUUUAUCAUGUCCUAUCUAUGUCCCUCUCGGUCUUUAUCUGUGGGUCAUUGCAUUUCACUCCAUACAUUUAGCAAAUCUCCUAGACCAGGAUUACUGCUUCCUAGGGAUUUAGGAUUUCUGUCCACCCAACACAUGUUGCACAGUUACCGUUUGAGUGUUGUGCUUCCAUGUCUUUCCUGCUUUCCAUCGUCGCAGCCACGUUCUCUCUUUCGUAAGAAGCCAGCCGUUUGCAGCACUACUGAUGAAUGCUGGCUGAGGGAAGAAAUAAAGAAAUGACGGCACAGCAUGAAGACAAAUUGUAGCUUUGGAAACAUACCGCUGCAUCUUUUUGGUCCUUGAGAUGGAAGAAUAUUGAAGAGCUGGAGGUGCAAUAAGCAGGUUUACUGGGGUAAUAACAUUACAAGAUUAUUGACCAACUGUUGAAACCAUUCAGUGACUGAGAGGAAUUCUUCUGUUGGGAUUUUUUCUGCGGAUUUUGCUUUGAAGAAAGGAAACUUCCAAUAAAGGGAUGCUAUUGGUGAUACUAUAUGUGAGUUUUUAUAAGAGUUAGAACAACGGAGGUUAUAGAACAUAACCCAAAAAGAACUUUUACUCAAAAGUACUUGAGGUAGAUUUCUAUUUUUUAUCCCUUAUUUACCCAAAGCUAAAUUUUUUUUCUAAAGGAAAUCUUCGUGGGAAGGUCCCCUUGUUUUUUUAGGCAGAAACUUGUGAUCUCGGGUAUGAAAUGAACACAUCCAAGAGGAGCAGCUUUUUCCCCAUCGGCCCAGUGUCUUCGGCCCUGAUGUGUUCCACUGCCACGGCCGCUACCGGAGACAAGCCCGGACCUCCAGCUAAAGGGGCUUUCUCCUCAGAGGGGGACAUGGACAAACAGAAGGAGGGGGCUCAGUGUAAGAGCCAGCAGCAGGCCUCUGUGUCCCACGUAGUGGACGAGUUCUUCUGGAUAGGCAGCAGCAUUGUGGCAUUCUCCAAGUGGAGGCUCGGCUACAUGGUGGAGAAAUGCAUGACUUCCAUGCAGAUGGGGACCCAGAUGGUGAAGCUCCGCGGCGGCUCCAAGGGACUGGUGCGGUUCUUCUAUCUGGACGAACACAAGUCCUGCAUCCGCUGGAGGCCGUCGCGCAAGAAUGAAAAGGCCAAGAUCUCCAUCGACUCCCUCCGGGAGGUGUGUGAGGGGAAGCAGUCGGAGAUCUUCCAGCGCUACGCGGAGGGCUGCUUCGACCCCAACUGCUGCUUCAGCCUCUACUACGGAGAACACAUGGAGUCUCUGGACCUGGUAUCCGGCACUGGGGAGGAGGCACGGACCUGGAUCACAGGCCUCAAAUAUCUGAUGGCCGGCAUCAGCGAUGAGGACAGCCUGGCCAAGAGGCAGCGCACCCGAGACCAGUGGCUGAAGCAGACCUUCACCGAGGCCGAUAAGAACGGCGACGGCAGCUUGAGCAUCAGCGAGGUGCUCCAGCUCCUGCACAAACUCAACGUCAACCUGCCCCGACAGAAGGUCAAACAGAUGUUCAAGGAGGCGGACACAGAUGACAACCAGGGGACGUUGGACUUUGAGGAGUUCUGCUCCUUCUACAAGAUGAUGUCCACCCGUCGGGAUCUGUACCUCCUCAUGCUCACCUACAGCAACCACAAAGACCACCUCGACACAGACGACCUGGCCCGCUUCCUGGAGACUGAGCAAAAGAUGACCAAUGUGACCAAGGACCAUUGCCUGGAGAUUAUCAACAAAUUUGAGCCGUGCUCUGAGAACCAGAAGCAGGGAGCUUUGGGAAUUGAUGGUAUUACGAACUACAUGCGCAGCCCAGCGGGAGACAUCUUUAACUCGGAGCACUACAACGUGAACCAGGACAUGAAGCAGCCGCUGUGCAACUACUUCAUCGCCUCCUCACACAACACCUACCUGAUGGGUGACCAGCUGAUGUCACAGUCCAGGGUGGACAUGUACGCCUGGGUGCUGCAGGCCGGCUGUCGCUGUGUAGAAGUGGACUGUUGGGACGGACAGGACGGUGAGCCCAUCGUCCACCACGGCUACACCCUCACCUCCAAGAUCCUCUUCAAAGACGUCAUCGAGACCAUCAACAAGUACGCCUUCGUCAAGAAUGAAUACCCAGUCAUCCUGUCCAUCGAGAACCACUGCAGUGUUCCUCAGCAAAAGAAGAUGGCCCAGUACAUGAUUGAGAUCCUGGGGGACAAACUGGACCUGUCCGACAUCAAAGCCGAUGAGUCUGGACGGCUGCCGUCGCCAGAAACCCUCAAGGGCAAGAUCCUCGUCAAGGGGAAGAAACUGCCUCCCAACAUCGAUGAGAAUGCAGAAGAGGGAGACGUGUCGGACGAGGACAGCGCUGAUGAGAUGGAGGACGACUGCAAGCUGAUGAACGGAGAUUGGAAGACGUCAGCCAACAGGAAGCAGGUGGAGAACAUGGCCAAGAAAAAGCUGGACAACCUGAUGAAGGAGUCCAAGAUCCGAGACCGAGAAGACCCAGACAGCUUCACCAUCGCAGCCCUCCCUCCUGCUGGGAAGCCCACAGACAAAAGCAGCACUAAGGAUAAAAGUGAGGAUGGGACGGACACAGGGGACGAGGCUAAUCCCAGCAGCAACAAGCGUACAGGGCGCUCCUUCAUGGGCAGCUUCUCUAAACGCAAGAAAAAGGCAAGCAAGCUGAAGAAGACCUCGAGCUUUGAAGACACAGAUACAGACCAAGAGAGUGCAAGUAGCACCUCCCGUGCCCCCUUGCACCACAGCAAAAAGAAGAAGACCAUGAAGUUAUCCAGGGCUCUGUCUGAUCUGGUCAAAUACACAUGCUCUGUGGGUCUCUAUGACAUCGAGGCACAAGACAAAUGCAGCUGGCAGGUGUCGUCGCUCAGUGAGACCAAAGCCCACCAGGUGAUGCAGCAGAAAGCUACGUCCUUCAUCCAGUUCAACCAGCGACAGCUGUCCCGCAUCUACCCGUCCUCUUACCGCGUGGACUCGUCCAACUUCAACCCCCAGCCCUUCUGGAGCGCCGGCUGCCAGCUUGUUGCACUCAACUACCAGUCGGAGGGCCGGGUCCUCCAGCUCAACAGAGCCAAAUUUUACAGCAAUGGCAACUGUGGCUACAUCCUCAAGCCUGCCUGCAUGUGUGAAGGUGCCUUUAACCCCAAUCUGGAGGACCCGAUGCCGGGCCAGAUGAAGAAGCAGCUGGUGUUGAAGAUCAUCAGUGGACAGCAGCUGCCCAAACCCAAAGACUCAAUGCUAGGAGACAGAGGAGAGAUCAUCGAUCCCUUCGUGGAGGUGGAGAUCAUCGGCCUGCCAGUGGACUGCUGCAAGGAGCAGACCAGAGUGGUGGACGAUAACGGGUUCAACCCGAUGUGGGAGGAGACUCUGGUGUUCACGGUCCACAUGCCGGAGCUCGCCCUGGUGCGUUUCCUCGUGUGGGAUCAUGACCCCAUCGGCCAGGACUUCAUCGGCCAGCGCACCAUCGCCUUCAACAGCAUGGUUCCAGGUUAUCGCCAUGUGUACUUGGAAGGUAUGGAGGAGGCUUCAAUCUUUGUUCAUGUAGCUGUGAAUGACAUCACUGGUAAGUGGACCCCUCUAUUUCCAAAUGCUCCAUUUAGAGGCAGAACAUUUUUAGGAGCCUUGAAGCUUCCACUCAAAACUCAGGCCAGAGCAGCCAGCGGUAUAAAAGGGCUGUUUCACAGAAACCCAAAGCAGUCUUCCCUGGACAGCCAUGCUGCUGCGCAGCGCAGCCGUAAGCACCCGUUCGGUGCCCACCUCCUGCGCCGCACUGCCAGCGCACCAACCAAAGGCCAGCCCAAAAUCAAGAAGGGCUUCCCAGAGAACGCCGUCGACACCAAAGACUACAGCUCAGAGGGUGCUAGUGAAGAACGAGAAUCCGAGGACAGGGACAAGGCCUCUGCCGCCACCUCUCACCAGCCCACACCACCACAAAGCCGCAACAGCGGAUCACUGGCAUCCCAUCAAGCCAAGGACCCCUGGGAGCGUCCUGACACUAAUGGGGCUAUUCACCCUGAGGAGGGUAAAGAUUGUUCCACAGUGCAGAGACCAGCUCCUACACUUAACUCUGAAAAUGCCAGAAACACACGCGUCAUCCGUUCUGUCUCCACUCCAGAAAACAGCCUGUCUUCAAAUCACUUCUCAUCUACUCCACUGCCCUCACCAUCCACAGCAAUAAAUGCAAACUCUCCAUUGAAAGCUCCUUCAAACGGGGUGGUAUACAGUCCUAUCAAUGUGAGCGGAAACCCUAAGAAACCUCCUGCCCUCUCCAGAACCACGUCACUCCCUUUGACGAACCCUGCUGAGAAAAUUGUCCCAUCGCAGUGUCGUCAAGACAUCCAGACUAAUAGAGGCGCUCAUUCAUUCAUGGAGCACACACCAAACCAGAGGGAAAACCAAGAAACUCUGUCGGAAAAUAAAAAUGAUGCAGCAGGGUUAAGGUCUGAGCCCAGAGUGGAGCCUCCUGCUGCACCAGUGUCCACUGGAACCCCGCCGGUCCCUGCAGCUCAGACAGGCCAGGCCAGGAGAGCACUGUUUAGCAAUCUGCCAUCGCACGCACCAGUAAGAAGAACAAAAAGUUUGGGCCACGUUCUGGUGGCUGUAGCCUCAUCUGGGCAGGCCCAGUCGGCAGUGCCAGAGGUCUGCACGGACGCUACCAUGAACGAUCGCCUUUGGAGCAAGCUGGAGCCGAGCAGCCACCGAGACAGCAUGUCCUCCUCCUCGAGCAUCUCUUCCAGCGACACCGUCAUUGACCUGUCCCUGCCUAACCUGGCCAGGAAGAGCGUCACCAGCCUGCCCACAGCCAGCAGCGCCUGCGACCCUCACUGGGUCAGCUGUCGUCGCUCAGCAUUAGUCGCCUACGAUGCCCUGCGAGUCAGUAAGAGCAAGUCGAUCCCCAAUCUUCAGGAAAGCGAGUGCGCCAAAGAUGAGCUUAAGCCCCGCCCCCUGCAGCCCCCCCAGGAUGUUUCUGUGGACUCACCCAGCAGACUGACUCAGAGGAGGCACACCUGGAGCCGGCUCUACAUGGAAGGGCUCAAGCAGUCAUCGGCCAGCAGGCCUUCCCCCGCGGCUACAACCCCAACAGCUACAGCUUCCAUGUCCAAAAGCCUUGGCGAUCUGACAUCUGACGACAUUUCCUGUAACUUUGACAGCAAGUACCGCAGCAUCAGCCGCAGCUUCAUCGUUAGGCCAACCAGGGAGCAGCUCCGCAGGGGCAGCCCGCAGAAGUCUCGGUCGCCCAGCGACCUCACAGAGCAACUACGGAAGCUGACUGAUGUGGAGCCCCUGACUGCGAGCGACUUUUCCCCAGAAAACAGGCCGAAUGAGUCACAGGAGGAGUUUGUGGAUGAGACCCUGAUGCGAAGGACCUCCUCGAGGAGCCAAAGCAGGGUGCGCUACAUUGCAAACAGGGCCAAGAAGGCCCAGGAAAGGCAGAAGCUCCAGAGCCUGGCCCAGGGCAGAAGUGCAAGCUUUAGCCUUACUGGUAUCAUCGGCAGUGGAAGUAUUGCUAGCCCCAUUGAGGAGCGGGGGAACCCCGAAGGCGCGUGUUGCGUGGCCCAGAGUCCCUGCACCAGCCUGGACUUGCUGGGUCAGCUCACCCCCCUAGAAACCCCCUCCCCGAGACAGUCCCAGUCCUCCCCAGACCCUGAAAACAGUGAAGUCUUUUUCAUGCUCAAACUCUAAGAACUGGCUGACUUGGUGUGAGAGCUAGACACUUGGAAUACAGUCCAGUUUUUUUAUUUUAGAAAAAGUUGCAUAUCUUGCAGAAUAUCUCACAAAUUCUUUCAACAUCUCACAGAAAACUGUGCUCCACUGAAUUAGUGAUCCAUGAACAAUCAGUUCUACAUAAGGAGGUUGUGCAAGAUCAAUUUUUUUAACAUGUGCAUUCAGAAAACAUUGUCCUGAAGCUGCUGGACAGCAGUUCUUCUCCAAGCAACCUCUACUGCUCUGCCAUCUGUUUGCUCCAAAUGUUAGAUACAUCCCAGAAUGUAUUUAGUGAAAGAUAGCGUUUUUAUAUAGCUGUUUAUGUUGACAGUGAUCUACUCUCAAGUUUAACUUUUUUUUGUGUAACAUUACAUGAGCGUACAGUAGCAACAGAUCCAGACAGGAUAUUAAAUGACCCACCCUGUUUAUCUACAUGAAGUUUUAUGGUAUAUUUUAACUGAGUUUAAAAUUAAAUACUUCAUGCCAAGGCUUUAUCAGCCCAUCCAUACAUCAGCAAUAUUUAGAAAAUGAUGGCAUGGGAUCUUAUUAAAGUUUGUUUGACAGCUUGAUGCUUAAAGUGGAGGCUGGUCUCAUGUCUUUGCUGAAAAAAAAAGGAAUUAUCAUAAUACUGGAUAAAAUGUCUUAAUUUUUUAGUACUCUUUGUGUAGUGGUUACAUUGUUAUUGGACCAAACUGCCAAUAUUUCACAAACCUUCAUGAUUUGUGGCAUGUCACAGCACUGAGAUGAUGUACUUUAAAGCAAUGCUAGAGUACUCCAAUCCCUACCUAGUACUUCAUUUGACUGCAUGUCUUUUAUGCACUGUAAUGUUUAUCCUAAGGCUGUGUUUUAUUUUACAAAGACUUUUUAUAUAAAGAUUUGUUAAUACUCUAAACUUCUUUUUCGGAAUCGUCUGACGUUGGUCCAAACAGCAUCGUGUCUGAAACCCUGCGUUCUUAUUGGUCCGUGGUACUAAUACAAGAUGAAAAAGAUCUGUAUCGAAGCACGUUUAUUUGUCCACCCGCUGUACUGUUUGCACUGCCCGUGCCAGUUGUUUGUGCAAAUUUUUAGGGACAAUAUUUAAUUCAAGACAAUGUGUAAUUAUGACCUGAAUAAAUCUCAAAUUAAUAUUA